Penaeus indicus is the source of this 1520-nucleotide messenger RNA. Its product is annotated as carbohydrate sulfotransferase 14-like. Gene Ontology annotation, biological process: carbohydrate biosynthetic process. Gene Ontology annotation, molecular function: sulfotransferase activity. The coding region runs from base 360 to 1493 and encodes 377 amino acids. Gene Ontology annotation, cellular component: membrane. NCBI's taxonomy places the organism in Eukaryota, Metazoa, Arthropoda, Malacostraca, Decapoda, Penaeidae. The transcript is spliced from 5 exons. The record is from RefSeq and is a predicted model, not a curated record.
AGAGGGAGAGAGAGAGACGCAAAGAGAGAGAGAGAGAGAGAGAGAGAGAGAGAGAGAGAGAGAGAGAGAGAGAGAGAGAGAGAGAGCGAGCGAGCGAGCGAGAGAGAGAGCGAGCGAGAGAGAGAGAGAGAGAGAGAGAGAGAGAGAGAGAGAGAGAGCGAGCGAGAGAGAGAGAGAGAGAGAGAGAGAGAGAGAGCGAGAGCGAGAGAGAGAGAGAGAGAGAGAGAGAGAGAGAGAGAGAGAGAGAGAGAGAGAGAGAGACAGAGAGAGAGAGGGAGAGAGGAGAUAGAUAGAAAGAUAGAUAGAUAGAUAGAUAGAUAGAUAAAUAGAUAGAUAGAUAGAUAUAGAUAGAGAGAGCCAUGGUAAAAUUCACAAGAACUUUCUCCAGUUUCCGCUGCUCUCUCCUCCUCGUACUAAUUUUAUCAGCCAUGCUUAUGAUUCUGCAUUCGAAGUACCUCCGUCCCGGCCCGGUCUCCUUGACCAGCGCCCUCGUGCUUACCGUGCCAGAACCCACAACUUUACAACCGAGUCUCCGUCAGGAUGAAAACGUCUCCUCCGGCCGACUGUCUCCCAGCUUCGAAAUCCACAAAAUCAGCGAAGUGGGUGAACAACUGCUUCAUAACAACAUGAACGCUUCUUCCACUGCAGUUAAUUUCGAGACACUAGUGGCACAAAGGUUCAAAGACAGACGAGAACAUCUUGAAGAACAAUGUUCAGCUCUCAGGGAAAUCUUGCCAAUCCAAGUUCGACGUCUUUUCAUGAACGCGCUCUUCUUCGUGAAAAAGUAUAACUUCUUCACCUGUAUCACGCCGAAGGUCGGCUCCUCCACCUGGAAAGUACAUCUGCUGAGAAUGAAGGGGUUUUCUUCAAAGAUACGGGACCCUCACGACUUCAAUCAACACAUUGCGCUUAAGUUCAGAAAAGAAAAGCCGGAGGAAUUGUUACGGUCCAAAAGAGUAACGAAAGUUGUGACGGUCCGACACCCGCUGUCCCGCCUCCUGUCCGCCUUCCGGAACAAGCUCGGAGGAGGCGCCGUCCUCACGCCCGACCCCGCCACGUUCCGCUUCAUGCGCUCCGUCCUUAGGCACUUGGGCGCGCGCGCGGCCCCGGGCAAGCCGGCCUCCGUCUCUUUCCUCGACUUCAUGAAGUUCGUUGUCUUCCAGGUGGACAGCGGGAAAAGGGUCAACGAGCACUGGCGGCCUUACUCCUGGAACUGCCAGCCGUGCGGCGCCUCCUACGACUACAUCGUCAAAAUGGAGACCUUCGACGACGACCUCCACUUCCUCGCCAAAGCCACGGGCAUCAGGGAGCUCAGCGCGAACAUCCGGAAGAACCAGAGUCCGGCCAGCGAACAGGACACCGAGGAUUUCGGCAAAUACUUCGAGGAUUUCCCCGAACACUUGCUGAGGGACGUUUACAGGAUCUAUGGCUACGAUUUCAUGCUUUUUGGUUACGAAAUUCCCAGUUUUUUGUUGAAGGUUGUGGAUGCUUAAAGGGAGAGAGAGAGAGAGAGAGAGAGA